CUCUUUGCCGCUACUCUGCUACCCGCGGACACCACCGAACCUACUGCCACCACAGCCACCAGCCGCCUGGUACCCUAACACCUGCUCUGUCCUCCCCUUAGACUCCCUCCUCCUCGGCCGCCCCAGUCUCAGAGAAACUCGAGAGACGCGUUGAUCCCCCGUUCCAUAUCUUCUCUAUCGACUCGUUGCACCCUUCCAAACCACCCCCCGAUCAACCCUGCCGCUCAUAGUCAUUGUCCACCCAUUUCUCAUAACUCCUCAGUAAGUGUCGCAUUGUUUCUUCCUUCCCACACCUCCACAGAUCAAGUCUCGCGGUCCCCACCGCCCUCCGUAACCCGUGGCAGGGCCUCGGCACCAGGGUUACGUCUUUUGUCAACAACACUUCUCGUCAGCGCUGAUUGCGUCUCCUUCUGUCCCGCAUUUAUCUUACCUCUCCUCGACCGCAAAUUCACUGACAUCACCUACCGCAGCAUUCGUUCUUUCCCUUCCUGAGUGUACUGUUUUCUGAGUGGGCGCCGCCAUGUCCGUCAAAUUCGAGCAAGAGCAGGUCCGAACAACGACGGCGCCUCUCGCGCCCGGUGGUCGCGAUGAGAGCACCGCGCAUAAGAUUGGCGAGGCUUUGACUGGAGGCAAGCAACAGACGGGUUAUCUGGCGGCAUACCUAAGGCAGCUUCAAUCGAACCCUCUGCGCACAAAGAUGCUGACCUCCGGCACGUUAUCUGCAUUGCAAGAGCUGUUGGCCUCAUGGCUAGCCCACGAUAAGAGCAAGCACGGCCACUAUUUCUCCUCGAGAAUUCCGAAGAUGGCCGCCUAUGGCGCUUUUAUCAGUGCUCCCAUGGGCCACGUGCUUAUCGGAAUGCUUCAAUGGGUUUUCGCUGGCCGCACCAGCUUGAAGGCAAAGAUUCUCCAGAUUUUGACCAGCAACUUGGUGAUUGCGCCCAUCCAAAACACCGUCUACCUCGCAUCCAUGGCCAUCAUUGCCGGCGCCCGCACCUGGCAUCAGGUCCGCGCUACCAUUCGCGCCGGCUUCUGGCCCGUGAUGCGCGUCAGCUGGAUUACCUCUCCGCUGGCUUUGGCAUUCGCUCAGAAAUUCCUCCCCGAGCAGACUUGGGUGCCAUUUUUCAAUGUCGUGGCUUUCUGCAUCGGCACGUACAUUAACACUCACACCAAGAAGAAGAGACUCGCUGCUUUGAGGAAGAAGCAUUACGGUGAUGGACGAAGCUCCUCGGGUCGCCCGGACGAGCGAUACUAGACGUUAUGCCGCGCCUCCAAGGUUAUUUGGCUCAUGCAACGCCCCUCAAGUUUUUGAAAGCCAAAUUUACAUAGCCAUGCGUCGGUGAAACCUCUUGUAUGACAAGGGAGACACCUGAAAUGACGAGGGAUCGAAUCGGAGUGAGUUCCAUUGGGAUUGCGUCCGGAACCGUCUGCAGGAGUAGCUCGCAACAUACUAGCCACCUCACGGGAAAUGUAGGAUUGGCGGCCAUCUGUGUGUUCCAAUGAUCGAGUUCAGGGGUUUGGAGCAGUGUUAUCCGAGAGGAGUACAUUAAUGCUUUCGAGGCACCCCUUGUGCGCGUGCCAAGUUGCCUCGUUUUGUUUACGUCGAAUGUAGAGAACUCUGGUUCCAACGGCUUCUAGUGAAACACAGUGUCUAUCAUUUUUGCUACCAAGAAGGGAAUGAAAGAAAUCGAGGGAUCCAAAUGCCGCGCUGUCUAGUGUCCCG
Messenger RNA from Cladophialophora immunda, 1720 nucleotides. RefSeq lists its product as uncharacterized. The coding region runs from base 521 to 1252 and encodes 243 amino acids. Gene Ontology annotation, cellular component: membrane; cytoplasm. The record is from RefSeq and is a predicted model, not a curated record. Lineage: Eukaryota; Fungi; Ascomycota; Eurotiomycetes; Chaetothyriales; Herpotrichiellaceae. The transcript has 4 exons.